CGUCUUAGACGGACGUUAGUUUUGUUCGUUAUGAAACGUAUACAUAUUUUUUUCAUCAUAAAAACUUUAAUUUAGUGCUGUCGUUAAUUUUAUUGACUUAUUUAUUGUGUGAUUCAAAUAAUAUAACAAUAUAAAUAUAUUAAUUGUUCGAGGAAUUCUUUUGUCGAGUGUUUUGUGUUAAAAUUUGUGUUUUCGUGAUUUGGGAUUUCGUGUCGCAGAUCUAUGAAAAGCGAUCAACGGGAUGGCGUUUAGCAGAGAAUAGACCCUGCAACAAAGAUGGCGUCUUUCGAUAAAGAUAUUGAAAACAGAAAGAGGAGUACAGAAUGUGAAACAGAUAGAUUACCUACAUUAAAACAGAUACAACAAGAAUACACAGAUAAAACAAACAUAGAUAAGAAAUUAAAAAUAACCCCCCUUAAUAUAAACUACAAAAUGAGGAAACCUUACAUUCUUUACAAUAAUUUUCGUUACAAAGAAGAAUUAUCAAGAAGAGUUGCCAUUAAAAGGGAAUAUGGAUUUUAUAACUAUUGUUUUAUAAGUGUCUGUCUGAGUUUCAUUCUAGGAUUAGUAAUCGGCGUAGCGAUCGUUGGAUCACCUCAAACAAGACUGAUCGCACCCAACAUUAGUCCUAAAAAAAUAGUGAAAAUAAACACAACCAGAGAAGGUUAUUCUAGAAGUUUGAAUUCACUUAAAUAUUCAGAUAGUUUAAAUAUAGAGGAGAAUUUUAUUCUGCCUGAAAAAGAAAAGAAUAUGGACAGAUUCGCGACUGUUUCCUUUACUGGUUCUGUCGACCCCCACAAACAUAAAAUAGACGUUUAUCCAAAAGGCCUUACGGAGGACAUGAAAGAUAUUCUCAAAGACAAUAAGGUAUUCCAACACAAACUAUCCAUAACAAACGUGGUUGAUACAAACGUACACGUUCCUAACGCUGAUACAGUCUUAUACAAUAACAUAUAUUGGGGACCGGAAGUCGAAAAUUCAAUGCCACAGGGAUAUGGUGAAAAUUCCGCUGAAAUCUGGGAAAGUUACGUCGACCAGAGCGAAGUAACCAAGAUGGAACCCGGAUGCGGAAGGAUGCAGAAUCGUUUAAUAACGUUCAAAGAUGGAAUCCAAGCUUGUGUACGAUACAGACAGAACACAGAUCAGAUACAGGGUGAGAUAUUCAGCUUCUAUGUUGCCAGACUAUUGAAUUUAACAAAUUUAGCACCGUCUGUUAUUAAAGUCGUCGAUUUGAAAGAUAAACUUUGGCAAAGUGUCGCCAACGAUAUCGCUUCAGCGCAAUGGAACACGAACAGAGCAGUUGUUUUAACUCAAUACAUUCCAAGCUUAGAAUCGGCAACGAUACCGGAAAUAUUCAAGCCUUCAACGCGUCACUUAAAUAAGAAUGACGUGUUUAAAAUGUCUCAAAAAGAAAACUACACCGUUGAAAUUAACAAACAAAUAUUGUUGGACAAACUUAGAAUGAAAAACGUCAAAGCGAAGCAAGAAAUUAUGAACGACUUCGAUUUCAUAGAUGCGAAACUAAAUAAGAAAACUAGAGAUUUAUUUGUUGAAUUAGCGCAAUGGUCAGAUCUCAUUAUAUUUGACUAUUUAACAGCGAAUUUAGAUCGAAUUGUAAAUAACUUAUUCAACUAUCAAUGGAAUGUGAACAUCAUGGAUGGCCCUGCGCAUAAUUUGGCAAGGAAAAUAGACAGUGGAUUACUUUUGUUUCUGGAUAACGAAUCCGGUCUCCUCCACGGUUAUCGGCUUCUGAAGAAGUACAAUGUGUAUCAUAGUUUGAUGCUGGAUAAUUUGUGUGUGUUUAGAAAGAGGACUGUUGAUUCAUUGAAAAGUUUACACGAAAACUCAAUCGGUGCAAAACUUAGUGAUAUAUUUCAUAGGAAAAACAAUGCUAUAAUAAGAGACAUUUUACCGCCAUUGCCAGAGAAGAACGCAAAAGUGUUACACGACAGAAUAGGUAAAGUUUUAAGUCAAAUCGAUAAGUGUGCACAGACUUUUUCUAAUAGAUAACCAUUUGUUAAAUUCACUCGCACUAAAAUCUUUUUUUUUUAUCUGUUUUUUUUUUUAUUCCUGAAAUUACAACCAAUAUUUGAAAUCAAACAAGUUUAGAAGGCACGGUAGAUAUGCCACUAAGACUUUGAUAGCUUCUUUUUACAACUUUUCAAAAAGUCUCCAAGAAUUACAUGUCAUUUUUAAAGUUUCUGUUAAAAACAAAGUCAAUCACAGAUAUUCCUAUGAAUAUGUGUUGCAGCAAAAAAGUUGCCAACAUUAUUCCAGCGGCGACGCAUUCAAAUUACAUAAUUUAACGUUUUUAAUUUUGUCUUUGUAAAUAUUUGUCUAAGUUUCUAUUUAUUUUUAGUGCGAGAAAGGACAAGUGAUACUGAUAAGCGUGUUUCGAUACCAAAUACUUUAUUUAUUGUAAAUGUGCCAGUAAUUGUUUUUGCGGUGAUAUUUAUUUUGUUAUUAUAAUAUAAUUAUUUGUAAAUACGCCGACUGUUUUAUUUAUAAACCGUUUUAUUGUAACUUGUACAAAAAUCACAUGGACCAAGAAGUUAUUCUGUAACAAUAGUUUGUAUAAUAACGGCUAUA
Messenger RNA from Vanessa tameamea, 2589 nucleotides. RefSeq names its product extracellular serine/threonine protein kinase four-jointed (gene fj). The transcript is spliced from 2 exons. Gene Ontology annotation, biological process: cell-cell signaling. The coding region runs from base 277 to 2010 and encodes 577 amino acids. The record is from RefSeq and is a predicted model, not a curated record. NCBI's taxonomy places the organism in Eukaryota, Metazoa, Arthropoda, Insecta, Lepidoptera, Nymphalidae.